Molecule: messenger RNA, 438 nt
Organism: Saxophila tyrrhenica
Lineage: Eukaryota; Fungi; Ascomycota; Dothideomycetes; Mycosphaerellales; Extremaceae
Exons: 2
Coding region: 1-438 (145 amino acids)
Source: RefSeq, a predicted model, not a curated record
AUGCAGGGUCUCACUCUGCUCCUAGGAGCGUUGCUAUCGUCAGCCUGCUUCGCCUUCCCUUCUGGACAGCAUGGUCUUGGUGGGAGCAAAGGGGGAAAAGCGGUGUACUUCCUCCGUGUCGACCCUGCCGGAGGCUCUGUCGUUGCGAUCGAUGUUGGUGGGAAAGGCAAGCUCAAGGAUCGAACGAGCGUUACCAGCACCAAUGGCAUGGGACUACAAUCCCAGAAUGCUACGGAUCCGGACUUGGCUCCAGUCCCCUUCGACCCACUCCAAGGCCAGUCGUCGGUGGUUGUCAGUGAUGAUUAUCUCUUCACGGUCAAUUCGGGCUCCAAUACUGCCGUGAUGUUUGAGAUCGAUCCGACCGACCCACUCAAGCUUACCAGUAGGUCCUUCGCCUGCAAGAAAAGUCUCGACAGAAAUGCUGAUGAUGCUUUCUAG